This is a messenger RNA of Paraglomus brasilianum, 1078 nucleotides long. The record is from the annotation of a GenBank genome assembly. NCBI's taxonomy places the organism in Eukaryota, Fungi, Glomeromycota, Glomeromycetes, Paraglomerales, Paraglomeraceae.
UCCACAUAGCGAAUUAAACGAACACGAACCACAAAGAAAAUCAGUAAUCCUGGCAAGCGCAACAAGAAUACAGCAGUUACAGCUACAAGUCGAAGCGCAUCGAGAAACAUAUUGGCAACACAUAUACAUACACAAUCACGUCCACAGAACAAAUCCGUUUAAGAAAAACGCGCUCGAAGAAUUCCGAUCUGACGCGUGCAGUGUUUGCUACCAAAUCACCCAACAAACUAGCCCUGCUUUUGAAAAUUAUCGUCUAUUAAUAUAUAGAUACGACGGACGCGUAUCUCAAAUCACUUACGACCGAUUUGUAGAGUGGCAAGGUAGCCCGAGAAAAUUUCAAGCAGCCCUCCGACUAAUUAAAGCAACAGUAUUUCCGUACGCACCCCUAAGAGUCGCGUCGUUAGUCGAAGCAUUAGUCAACCCGUCAGCAACAGGAAGAAUAUAUUUAGCAGAUUUUAGUGUAAGUGAACCAAUAAGCCGAACAAGAACACAAGAAUUACAAAAUCAAGUCGCUGAGUAUUUGCAAGUAACCGAGGCGGAAAAUAGAAAAGGAAAAGCACGAGAAAGAAAUCCGACCAGCCCCGGCAGUAUAGCAACAACUAGUAAUUAUCGUACUCCAGAUCUAGGACCACUAUAUCAACCUGACAACGAGGAAAAAGAGAAAGAACUUUCGCUUUUAGGCUCAAUUGGUACAAUCGAAUUACAAGAUAUAAACGAAAAUAGUGAAGACGAGUACGAUCCCUUACCAAACCGAGAAAUUCCAGACGAAAUAUUUGGCCACAGAGAAUUCGAAAACGACCAAGACAUACCAGAAAACGAGCGAAUUAUCCCUGAAAACCCUGCUGAUAAUAACUUAAAUCAAGACUCUGACCAAGAAGAGCCAGAACAACAAGAAGAAAAUCAGAUAGAAAAUCAAGAUCCACCUGCAAAUCAAGGUAAUCAUCAAGAAAGCGAUCAAGAAACCCUUGAAGAAAACCAAGUCGAAGACCAAAACCAAGGAAACCCACCAAAUAACCCAGACUCAUCAGGCGAAGAAUCAGAAGAAUCAUCCCAAGCAUCAUCAAGAGUAGCAAGCCCA